AUGAAGUUUGAUAUUGCUACCGCUACUUUAAUUCUUGCUGCUGUCAGCCAAAUUGCAGCAUCCCCAGCUGUUGGCACUCCAAUCACAUCCGAGAUCACCAAGAGAGAUGUUGACUCACUCAACUUGGCACUCACCCACCUCAACUCUUAUAAUGCAAAGAGAGACCUUAUGACCAACCAAGAAUUGUCAAAGAGAGAAUCCCAAAUUGUGACUGACAUUUUGGCUCUUAUCAAGGACACCAACUUGGCACCAACUGUCAUCAAGUGGUUUAUUGACGAUCCAACCUUGUCUGGAAUUGCCAAGGACGUUAUUGUUACAGCUAUCAAGAAUGGUUGGAUCAAUGUCGGUACUUUGUUGAAAUCACUUAAUGACUCGGGAUUGGCUGUUGAUGUCAUUCACGAUUUGAUCAACUACUGUCCAUUCUAUGCUGAGAUUUUCAAAUUGAUUGGUCAAGAAUUGUCCAACUUGCCAGAAUUGAUUGGUAACGCAUUGGGUCUUAGUUCAACAACUGUUCAACAAGAAGUUGAAAAAUCCAAGAGGGAAGCUAGGGAAUACUUGUUGGCUGCUAGAGACGACCAACCAGUUGUUUUGUUGGCCAGAGAUUCAUCGGAUACUUUAACUUCAUUGAUGGAAUCACUUAAGGACUCUGGUUUGGCUAACCAAGUUGUUGAGGCAUUGGUUACCGAUGACGACUUUUACUCAUUCGGUGCCUCUUUGAUUGAACAAUUGUUCAAUGAAAAUGCCAUUUCAUUAUCAGACUUGCUUCAAGACUUGAUUGCUUCUGGUUUGAUUCCAACUUUGCUCAAGAACUUUUUGAACCUUGAUACCUUGAAGAGUGUUAUUGUCAAUGCCUUGGCUGCUGCUUUUGGUAACUGUAAAGACACUACUACCUCUUCCACAUUUGUUACUUCACCUCCUGGUGGUCCAACCCCAACUGUUACUACUGGGUCUGCCAACUUGAGCAGUUUGACUGCUAGUCUCACCGAUGUCACCGUAUCCUCUGGCGGUGGCGGAAACACCUUGGCCACUUCAACUACUACUGGCAAGACCUGUAAGAAGAAGAGAAGAUCUUACUAA
Molecule: messenger RNA, 1077 nt
Organism: Lodderomyces elongisporus
Lineage: Eukaryota; Fungi; Ascomycota; Pichiomycetes; Serinales; Debaryomycetaceae
Exons: 1
Coding region: 1-1077 (358 amino acids)
Source: RefSeq, a predicted model, not a curated record